AUGGUUAGAUUGACUCAAUUUCUAGGAUUUGUGGUUCUCAUUGCCACAUGCGUGUCAGGUGUAUUUCUAGAAGAUGCAUUCACAAAAAACUGGGUCAAAUAUAAUCACGCGUUGAUCAAAUCAUUUGAUGCUAUUCAAGACUCAAGCUUCGUUGGUGUUACUCUCGAUGGUGAAUUAGUCAAGUACAAUUUAACAAAUGAGGCCGUACUUUCUUGGAAGGUUACCGUUCCGUUGAAUGAUGUGGAAUAUUUGAUCAACGGUGGCACGAUCCUUACCUACUCCACAAGUGAAGACACGAUCUAUUUGUGGGACAUUCAGUCUGGGGUGCUAUUAAACAAUUAUCAAGUGGGUCCUGUCAAAUAUAUUUCCCGAUCAUUUGGUGGAUUCAUUGUUUUGUCCAGUAACAGUUUGUUAACAUUUGUAGACGGAAACCUUUCAAAAGAGAUUGCAACGUCUGUCGGCGAUAUAUGGGCAUCUGAGUUCAAUGGACUUACUUACAUUGUUACCGACGACUCCAAGUUGCUCAAAUUGGAUCCUAAUUUCAAAUAUACUACUGUUGAUAUUAACGUGAAAUUCAGCAAGAUAUCACAGAUAGUCGGAAACCGUGUUCUCGUGAACGGACAGGUGUUUGACUUAGAUAAGAACCAAAUUACUACAAAGGCAAAGGUAACUGGUCUUUUUGAAUCUGAACCGGCUUAUAGCUUGGAGAAGAACAAGUUUAAGAUUAUAAAGGAUGACAAGGUUGUACUUGAAGAUGACUUCGAAGAAAGUAGUGUCAAGGUUCUUCAAAAUUACUUGCUUGUGGACUCUGAAGAUGAACGGAAGGUUAUCGACUUGAAGGGGUUUUUCGAGAGUCUUGAUGAAACCUCGAUCAACUUGGAAAGCUACAAUCAUAGCAUUACCGGAAAGGAUUAUAUAUUUGGUAAUGAAAUUGUGAGUUUAAUUGUCACUGGAAAGUUCAUUCAGUUCUCCAGAUAUAAUAUUUUGUUGGACAAAGUUGCUCAUUACAAUUACCACAUCAAUACCUACAACUUGAACUUCCCAAAGGCUUUGUUAAUCAAUAAACCCGAGUCCAAACAAACAAUGGAUUCCAUUCAGCAUUUGGUGGAUGAAAUUCAGCAAAAUAACGUACUUUCCAGGUUCAUUAAGAGAACUAGAAGACAUUUGGUCGAGUUUGGUAAAAGUAUUAUAUCUAAAGUUACCCGGUUAGAUUUUAAUUCUGACCAUAUAGAGAUCACAAAUCCAUAUGAUUUAGAGAAAUUGUUGGUAUUUGUGGAUGAUUCAAAACUUGUUGCUGUUGACUCCUUAAAUGGAGAUGGGGUUUGGGAAACUGUUAUAGAAGAUGGUUUACUUGAUUUGGAAGAAAAUGGAGAUACAAUGUCAUUGGUUUAUGGUGAUAAGGCUAUCACCGUUAGCACAAGAGAUGGUGAAAUAAUCGACUCUCAUGACCGCACUAGCAGUGUCGACUUACCCCAAGGUACUAUCUAUGUGAAGCAAGUCGAAAAUUCUAUUCAAAGCUAUAAAUAUGUGGAUGGUAAACUUAUUCCCACAUGGAAGUUUGCAAAGGAUAAGAUCAUCAACUUUGCUAUAAAACCAAAUACGAAAACGGGAUCUGUGGGUAUAGCUUUACAUGAUAAAUCUGUGUUGUACAAAUACUUGAAUGAUAAUUCUAUUGCUGUUAUAGCGGAAGAGGAUGGCAUUUUAAAGUUGUACUUAAUAGAUGGUAAGUCUGGAAAUGUGAUUUACGUUCAGGAGCACCUUAAAAGUGAUAACAUUGACACCAAAAGUAUUAAAUUGAUUUUGGAUGAUAACUGGAUUAUCUACUCUUACUUUGUAACGGAGCCAAAGUACGAACAAAGAAUUCUGGUGGUCGAUUUGUUUGGUGAAGCUCCGACUAAGGGUAAUUUCACUGUUCCUAUUUCAUCUUCUUCGAGUAAAUCGUUCAUAUACCCAGAACGUAUUAUUGAUUUGAAGUCCACUUAUACUAGAUUUGGUAUUACCUUGAAAUCAAUUAUUGCUUUAACCGAAGACGGUGAUUUGGUUGAACUUCCUAAAUAUAUUUUGAACAGUCGGAGAAUUGAUGAUAGACAAUUGUCCCAAAAUGACUUUAAAGAUGACUUCAGGAUGCUCCCAUAUGAACCAGUGGUGGCCAGAAACGAUUAUCUGGUAUUGAAUCAUGGAUACAAGUUGGACACCGGAUCUAACAACUUGAUACUCCUUAAAGAUACCAAAUUAGAAUCAACUUCGAUCAUAUGUAUGAUCAACUCUCGAAACAUGUUUUGUACUAGAGUUCAACCUUCUUUGAGUUUUGACAACUUGACAGAAGCUUUUCAAAAGUUCAGGCUAAUAAUAACCAUUUUUGUUCUAUUUGUGGCAUACUUCGUUACCAAACCAAUGGUUAUUAAGAAAAACUUGAAUAGUCAGUGGAUUUACAAAGCUUAG
Messenger RNA from Yamadazyma tenuis ATCC 10573, 2442 nucleotides. RefSeq lists its product as uncharacterized. Gene Ontology annotation, biological process: protein folding in endoplasmic reticulum. NCBI's taxonomy places the organism in Eukaryota, Fungi, Ascomycota, Pichiomycetes, Serinales, Debaryomycetaceae. The record is from RefSeq and is a predicted model, not a curated record. Gene Ontology annotation, cellular component: EMC complex.